Messenger RNA from Drosophila miranda, 4169 nucleotides. RefSeq lists its product as uncharacterized. Lineage: Eukaryota; Metazoa; Arthropoda; Insecta; Diptera; Drosophilidae. The record is from RefSeq and is a predicted model, not a curated record. Bases 559 to 1011 code for a protein of 150 amino acids. The transcript has a single exon.
AAUGAAAUCGCCGGGGAAUGGGCGACAGAUACCGACUCGUGAGAUAAGGAAUAAAUAGGGUUCCUUAUAUGCGCUACAACGAUCUGAUAAAAGCAGUAAUUCCCUCUGAAAGGGUAUACCCAUGGAGAGAGAGAUGAAUCACAGGCAGCCGCUGUGGCUGCCACGUGCUGCACUCAAAAGCAACCGAAAGUCACGUAGGAAGCUUGCCCGAAGUUGAAACUGAAUUAAAUAACAAACAUUUCGAAGUAGCUGCAACGCAAAUUGUGAAAUGGGUAAAAGCAGCCAAGGUUCGACAGUAGUUGCGGAAAAUGUCAACAAAGAUUCCCAUGGCUGGAUAGUGUGAUUCUGAGCUCCAGACCUUCCGCGAAUCUUCUUCCAGAGUCAACGGAUCCGUUUCGUUUCGUGCCGACUGAUACGUCCGCAUAGUGCGAACCUGCUUCUCUCCAGACACUCGAAUAUCACGUAUGAGUCGCUGAGGUUCGGCAGUUUAUACGGAUUAGCAUUUGGCUGGCAGAAGCCGUCCCAAACAGUCGAUCGAGAACGAAGUAAAACCAUUCCAUGGGGAGUUAUAGGAACAUUUAUCUGACCAUGAGUCACCUACGCUUCCAGCUGUUCGUCCUGUACAGUUUUUGCUUUCAUAGCUCUCUGCAGCAGCUCGUCCCCGUUCCGGACUCCGAUCUCAUGGCCGGCAACGAACUUCUGAUGGCCAGCGCCGAAGACGACUUGGAGUGGACUCAGGCCAACUGGCAAUUGGUGAUUCCCUGGCUCCUGCAGCUGCAGCAGGUGCGUCUCUGUGUGGCAGUGUCUAUAUUUGACCAGCAGCUGGUUUACGGAACACCCUGUGCGGGUCUGCUCGCCAAGGGCCCGCUCAUGGCCAGCUGUGACAUCGGCCACAUUGAAGAUCUCAGUGUGACCAUGCGCGACGCCUUCGGACCAAUGCUGUUCGACACCAUGCAGAGGUGUCGUCCUGGCUUGGAGCUCUUCGGGGUACGUUGCAGGCGUAGGGCCUGACACGGCCACCAGAAAUCCAUUUUAAAUGGACAUAGAUUAUAAUUAGUUAUGUGUUUGUGAAUAUAAAGAUUUAAAAGAAAUAAUAUGUCUUUUAUCAACGUCCAUUAACUGCUAAUUGUUCUAAUGCCGUCCGCCCAAGUGCAUUGAUAAUUUACUUUAUUGAGUAUUUUGCCAUCCUCUUGUGCAGCCCAGCCCAGCUCAGCCUUGUCCCCUGUCAUUUCAAUGUGUCAAUAAAAAUCUGAAGGAAAAUGCCCCACCCUUUGGGUCUCCCACUCCAGGCGCUGGAAUCUGGGUGAAGGACUGUCCAAGCCCGAGCCCGAGUCCGAGUCCCAGUCCCAGUCCGCUACUAGCCCGAGCUCCGACUGCGGGUCUCGUCCGAGUGCAGUGCAUCUCUGACAAAUGACGAUUAUAAUUUGUGAAAUGCGCCCAUCUGGUUAUCCCCCCAGAUCCUCGCUUUUCGCCAUUUCCGCCCCCUCCCAGACACGAGCAUUACGUUCGACUUGUGGCCUAGUUGUAGUCUAUCUUCCUUUCUGGUUCUAGUUCUGCUUUCAGAUUCAGUUUAGUUCAUUGGAAUUGUUGUUGCAAUUAGUAGCGGCAGCAGAGGAGGGUUGUUCAGAAAAUCAGCACUGAUGGCUUCAAUGGGAAAAUUGCACAUCGAGAGAGGAGUGGGGCAGUCCUGGCAGUAUUGUUGCUCUUGGCAAUUACCGGCCAGUGUUUAAGAGUUCAUCUCCAGCUGAAGACCACUAGUUUUUCGAUUUCAUGUUCAUUCUGUACACAUGUACAUACAUAUGUACAUAUGUAUGUGUUUAGUGCUUAAUUUGCAAACACCUACGGACAACGAAAUUAGUGCCCACUCUCAGGCCGAGACCAAAUCAGAUUCAAAAUUGAAAUUGCUCUAGAAAUCGAUUGAACAUUUCGGCUUUUUGGAUCGAGACUGUGGCCAUUAGUUCAUGCAUAUGGAUAUGGGACAGAGAAAGACACGAGUACGCUGAUUGGCAUACAAAUUACUCUAAAUAAGCUCUGGAAUGCCUGCGGCUUUUGGCCCAAGUCGCCCACAUAUUGUUUUUGCUUAUUUUGGUUCAUUAAGGAACUGCGGAUUGCUUCUGGCGAAUGUACUUACGACUACUUAGGGGGACUCCCCUAAACUUUGUAUCGGACACUCGCGCAUUACGAUCCCAUUUUCCCAGGGUCCCUUCCGCCUUUGUCUCCAGCUCCCGAGACUCUUCCAGCAGGGCACCAAGCUACGCGCAGCUCUCGAAAAACAUCGAGGCAAAAAGCUAAAUGUAAAUUAAUGAAUUGUUUAAAGUACUUAAAAUAUUUAUGCUCAAAGCAAGUGUAUGAACGAUGCCCCACUCCCAGGCCCUCCCUCCAGCGCAGGAUGUUUGAACCGUGGAAGGCUGACCAAUGAAUAUGCAAACGAAAUUCCCAUCCAACCAGGGUUCAAGUAUGGGGUGAAAAGGCAUGGCUUGGAAGCGCACACUGCAAUGUAGGGUAUUUAAAAAUGCCUCUGUUUCACUGCAUAAGAAUAUAAUCUAAAGUAUAGUGGGAUCCACCUCUCAUCUAUAUUUUUUUGUAAAGAUUUUCCAUCGGAUCCUUCGAGUCUAUUCACUUGACUCGACUCUUUACUUUUGUUUCGGUUUCUGGCCCGAGGUCCCACUGUGCAUCGGGAAGCUGGUGUCGAACGGUCAUUAAGGCAUUGCAUGGAGAGGGCCGAGCUGUCUGUUUGCUCGGGCCACAAUAGCAACAGAAACAACAGAGGCAGCGACAAUGGUUACGACUACGGGAUGUCCUGCGUCUUGAGCUGCCUCCGCCGCCCCCCUUCGCGGGAAGCUGUUAAUGUGCAGUCUUGCGCCGUAAAAUAUGCAUAAACAAAUGAACCGGAGUGACUUCGCAAGGACGUGCCGGCUCCAGGUCUGCUCCGCUCCGCUCAGCUCCGCUCCGCUACUGGCGCAUCUUUGCCGCUAUGCAGAUUUCCGUCCUUUGGGCUUCAGUCAGAGUCUUAGUUUGAGUUUGAGUUCGAGUUCUAUGCGUCCGGCUGCUGCGAGUAAUUAAAUUUCGCUGUAAAUUCUUGUGCAUUUCGCUCUUUGAUUUCGAACGAGCUUCCAACUGCCAUGCCAGCCAGCACUCGCCAAUUUGCAUUAAAAAAGGGAAAAGUCUAUUAACUCGCAAUGCAAGGGAGAUGGAAAGAGUUGGGCAGGCAAAGGAUGGCCAUAUUUUACGCAGCUCAAGUUUUGGGGCUGUUCCUGGUCAAAUUAACUGGCUGAGAUUGAGCCGUGGGUUCCAGCUGGAUAGGAAUGUUGGCUCAAAUAAAUCCAUUGGGAUCAAACCAGCUUUGCUAUCAGCCUGCAAGUUGCACAUUGUACUGCCGGAGGAGGUUUUCUUAUUUGCCCAAUCGCCAUUCGCUGAUUGGUGCCAAAGAAAAGGCAGCGCGAUGAGACACAGAGUAAAUUGAUUGCCUUAUCGGAAAGCUGGCCACAAACGGCACAAAACCCCAGUAAAGCUGAUAUUUGUGCAAGAAUGGUUUACGAUACCAACAUAUUAUUUUACAACGACAUUGACUAUUGGAGUAUGCUAGUUGUAUCUCUUGUGCGUCUUUUUCUUAUCAGCUUUUGACCCGUAGUACCGUUAGCAUUCGGCUGUCCAUGUUGACCGACGUAUCGAGGCAUUCAGGUCUCCCGUACCAGUGGCAAGAGGCUGGGCGACACUAGCCUGAACGAAGAAGUAAUGCGGAAUCGGAGUGAGAUCGUAGCCACUGAGUACUUCUUUAAUCGCAAGGAAGAGCAAAUACAAACGUAGAAUAGUCUCACAAAGCAGCACGUUCUGGACUUAUGGUUGGACUAUGAAAACAAUAAAUUUCGAAAGCUUUCAGUUCAAGUGGUUGGUCGGAAGAGGCUACCAUCUCGGUCUCGAACGCUGUCCAUCUCGGGUGCGGUGGCUGUGGGGCAGAGCUCAGAAAAAGGAUUUGGUAGACAAAGAGGAUUCUUGGCGAACUUACUGGAAGAAGUGCAGCGUAAUAUUUCCGAUGAACAGCUGUUGUUUGAACAGACGGGCAAUAAGAUCGAGAUAGAGCUUAUGGGAAAUGGCGAUGAUCCCGCACACAUAGUGGAUAUGCCGGCAUUUAAGAACAGUCUAUGUGCUUACCCAUUAUUUAUCAAAAA